Messenger RNA from Triticum urartu, 2072 nucleotides. RefSeq names its product Glycinamide ribonucleotide (GAR) synthetase (gene PUR2). The record is from RefSeq and is a predicted model, not a curated record. Gene Ontology annotation, molecular function: metal ion binding; phosphoribosylamine-glycine ligase activity; ATP binding. Gene Ontology annotation, biological process: purine nucleobase biosynthetic process. Lineage: Eukaryota; Viridiplantae; Streptophyta; Magnoliopsida; Poales; Poaceae.
AGGCCUGACCGAACAAACCCGCGACGACAACCCUAGCCGCCUCCUCCUUUCAGCCGCCGUUUCUCCCCCCCGUCCCCGCCCCCGACCACGUGCUCCGCCGGCGGCCAUCUUUCGCCAGAUAAUCGACGCCGCCGCCCCCGUCCAUCCCGUCUCGCCGCCCCCAGCUCGACCUCGCCGCUGUCCAGCUCGCCGCCAACUAGCUCCCUAAGCUCAGAACAAGGCCUUGGGCGGGCGCCCUUUUUGCUCUAUCUCAGGGCCGGCCCCGAUGGCUUGUGCGGCUUACAGCAUCAGGGGGCAUCUCAAGCUUGCCACGGGGCCUGGCCUGGAUAGUAAUCAUCUGUGCGGCGGCUGGAAGCCUUCGGUGUCUUGGCCCGUUUCUCGGGCAUGGAGUAGCAAUGUCUCCAAUAAUGCAGUGCAACACGUCGCCUGCCAUUCUCAUCUGUCUGUCCGGAAUUCAGAAAGAUGGCGCUCAAUCCCGAAAGCUUCGCCGGAGGACGGGACCGUUGUUGCUGAAGGGAGGAUAACUGUACUCGUCAUUGGUGGUGGAGGAAGGGAGCAUGCGCUCUGUUAUGCUUUGACCCGUUCGCCUUCUUGCGAGACAGUUUUAUGCGCCCCUGGCAAUGCUGGCAUUGCUCAGUCCAGGGAUGCGAUCUGUAUAUCGGACCUAGACAUUUCCAGUAGUGAUGCUGUUGUAUCGUUCUGCCGCAAGAGGGGAGUGGCAAUGGUGGUAGUGGGUCCUGAAGGUCCUCUCGUUGCGGGUCUUGCGAAUGACCUUGUCAAAGCUGGGAUACCGACGUUUGGUCCUUCAUCAGAGGCUGCAGCAUUAGAGGGGUCAAAGGACUUUAUGAAGAGACUGUGUGAUAAGUGUAAUAUCCCGACUGCUCAGUAUAGCACAUUCACGGAUCCUGCAAAAGCUAAAGAGUACAUCAAGAAUCAAGGGGCCCCUAUUGUUGUCAAAGCUGAUGGAUUGGCAGCUGGAAAGGGCGUCGUUGUUGCUAUGACUUUGGAUGAGGCCUUCGAAGCAAUUAACUCUAUGAUGGUUGACGAGUCAUUUGGUUCUGCUGGUUCACGGGUCGUCAUUGAGGAGUAUCUGGAGGGCGAAGAAGCCUCUUUCUUUGCAUUAGUAGAUGGAGAAAAUGCUUUGCCACUUGAAUCAGCACAGGAUCACAAAAGAGUUGGAGAUGGUGAUACUGGUCCAAACACGGGUGGCAUGGGUGCAUACUCCCCUGCGCCAAUAGUGACCGAAGAGCUUAAGAGCGUGAUCAUGGAAACUAUAAUUAUUCCAACUGUUAAAGGUAUGGCUGCUGAAGGAUGCAAGUUUGUUGGUGUGUUAUAUGCCGGGCUUAUGAUAGAGAAGAAAUCUGGGCUGCCUAAGCUUAUUGAAUAUAAUGUGCGAUUUGGGGACCCAGAAUGCCAGGUUUUGAUGAUGAGAUUGGAGUCUGAUCUUGCACAAGUCCUGCUAUCCGCAUGCAGAGGCGAACUGGGCAAGGUUUCGCUAACCUGGUCGCCUGAAAUCGCGAUGGUGGUUGUGAUGGCGAGCGAAGGAUACCCUGGCUCUUAUAAGAAAGGCACCGUAAUAAAAAACAUGGACAAGGCCGAGCAGGUUUCUCCGGCUGUCAAGAUAUUCCAUGCUGGAACAGCUUUGGAUGGAGACGGCAACCUUGUAGCUGUCGGAGGCCGAGUUCUUGGCGUCACUGCGAAGGGCAAGGACAUCGAAGAAGCGAGGUCGAGAGCGUACGAUGCGGUGGAUGUCGUCGACUGGCCGGAAGGAUUCUUCAGGCGAGAUAUCGGCUGGAGGGCACUGAAGCAGGAGCAGACGGCUAACUACUGACUAGUUAGGUUUUCCUAAAUCCGGGGUCAGCUUCGAGCGUCAAGUGAAAUGAAGACAGUAGAGUCACCAUUGUCGUGGUUGCGGAAUUGACAGGAGCAUAGCUUCUCCCGUCGAACAUGAGCAUCUUUUCACCAUGGUUUUGGCUCCGAACCAUUUGUAGCAGUCUUGUGUUUUCCACAAGGCAGGCAACUUUGUCAAGUGCAAUUAUCUCUUGAUGUGCAAUAAUAAUACCACCAACUAA